UAGAGUUGCCCUCGUUUUAGGCCAAAUCGAGCUGUUGCUUGCUUCCCUCUCUCUCUCUCCCUCCCUCUCUCUCUCUCACAGAAAAGAGCGAGAAACGGCACCGACAUGAGCCGCUACGACAGCCGGGCCAGCGAUCCCGGUUCGUACCGGGACCGGAGAAGCGAUGGAGGUUUCAGUGGCGGUGGAACUCCGAAUUUCAGCAGAGGAGGAGGAGCAGGCUUCGACAGUGUACGAUCUUCAUCGUCGAGCAGGAAAGACUCUGAAAGCUUUGGUGCUUCCUUGCCGAAGCAGGACUUUGACGACCUGAUCCCCUUUGAGAAGAAUUUCUAUGUGGAGUGCCCUUCUGUGGCGUCCAUGACAGAGGCUGAUGUUGAGGCGUACCGUCGGCGGCGCCAGAUCACUGUCGAGGGCCGUGACGUCCCCAAACCCAUCAAGGAUUUCCGCGAUGUCGGGUUCCCAGAAUACGUCAUCCAAGAAGUUUUGAAAGCCGGCUUUGUUGAACCUACCCCUAUCCAAGCUCAGGGUUGGCCAAUGGCUUUGAAGGGUCGUGAUCUGAUUGGUAUUGCAGAAACAGGAUCGGGAAAGACACUUGCCUAUCUAUUGCCUGCCAUUGUCCAUGUCAAUGCUCAGCCAUUUUUAGCUCCUGGUGAUGGCCCAAUUGUUUUAGUUUUAGCUCCGACCCGUGAACUUGCUGUUCAGAUACAACAAGAAUCUACUAAGUUUGGGGCGUCAUCAAAGAUAAAGAAUACUUGUAUAUACGGUGGAGUUCCAAAGGGACCUCAAGUUCGUGAUCUUCAGAAAGGGGUUGAAAUUGUUAUUGCUACACCUGGACGGCUGAUUGAUAUGUUAGAAUCACAUCAUACAAACUUGAGGAGGGUAACCUACCUUGUUUUGGAUGAGGCAGAUCGGAUGCUGGACAUGGGUUUUGAACCUCAAAUUCGGAAAAUUGUUUCUCAGAUUCGUCCAGACCGUCAAACUCUUUAUUGGAGUGCCACUUGGCCCAAAGAGGUUGAGCAACUUGCAAGGCAAUUCCUCUACAACCCAUACAAGGUAGUCAUUGGUUCCAUAGACUUGAAAGCCAAUCAUGCCAUUCGCCAGCAUGUAGAUAUUGUUUCAGAGAAUCAGAAAUAUAACAAAUUGGUAAAGCUCUUGGAGGACAUCAUGGACGGAAGCCGGAUUCUAAUAUUCAUGGACACCAAGAAAGGAUGUGACCAAAUCACAAGGCAGCUUCGUAUGGAUGGUUGGCCUGCCCUCUCAAUCCACGGAGAUAAAAGUCAGGCAGAAAGAGACUGGGUCCUCUCAGAAUUUAAAGCUGGCAAAAGUCCAAUAAUGACUGCUACUGAUGUUGCCGCUCGUGGUUUGGAUGUGAAGGAUGUGAAAUAUGUAAUCAACUAUGAUUUUCCUGGAUCCCUAGAGGAUUAUGUCCACCGCAUUGGUCGAACAGGGAGGGCCGGAGCAAAGGGAACGGCAUAUACUUUCUUUACAGCUGCAAAUGCAAGAUUUGCGAAGGAGCUGAUUAAUAUCCUCGAGGAAGCAGGGCAGACUGUCAGUCCCGAACUGGCAGCCAUGGGGCGUGGUGCUCCUCCACAAGCAGGUCAUGGGGGAUUCCGUGAUCGUGGGAAGGGUUUCGGCGUCGGGCGUUCAUGGAGCUGAUAGAUGCGAUGAGAGCAGGGCCAAUACAGAUUUCCAUCAGCAAAAGAUCAUCUCUGCAUUCACAAGGUCUUGUAUUUCUAGUUUGAUUCAUCACUGCGGUUUCUCUUCACUAACUUGAUGAUGAUAUUAAGCAAGAACUUGUUUGGCAAGGCGGGUGACGGUGCUUGCUUUUUUGUUCUGUUUUACCGAGGCAGUAAGUGCCCAGUUGAGAUUGAAUUGUAAGAACAGAACAGGCAUUCCCCGAGUUUUACAUGGUUCAAUGUAGAGAAAGAAAAAGGAAAGCCAGCCUCAUUUUUAAUGCUGUAGUUGGACUGUGAUCGGCUGCUGUUCAAAGUAGAUAUUUAAAACAUAGUAGUUUGAUUUGUUGUGAUUUGCAACUGCUUUGCCGAAUGGAUUUUUUCUUUUUGUUGUGUU
Molecule: messenger RNA, 2067 nt
Organism: Magnolia sinica
Lineage: Eukaryota; Viridiplantae; Streptophyta; Magnoliopsida; Magnoliales; Magnoliaceae
Product: DEAD-box ATP-dependent RNA helicase 20
Exons: 10
Coding region: 106-1653 (515 amino acids)
Cellular component (GO): cytoplasm; nucleus; ribonucleoprotein complex
Molecular function (GO): RNA helicase activity; ATP binding; RNA binding
Source: RefSeq, a predicted model, not a curated record